Molecule: messenger RNA, 754 nt
Organism: Hippocampus zosterae (dwarf seahorse)
Lineage: Eukaryota; Metazoa; Chordata; Actinopteri; Syngnathiformes; Syngnathidae
Gene: fkbp2
Product: FKBP prolyl isomerase 2
Exons: 2
Coding region: 103-519 (138 amino acids)
Biological process (GO): protein peptidyl-prolyl isomerization
Molecular function (GO): peptidyl-prolyl cis-trans isomerase activity
Source: RefSeq, a predicted model, not a curated record
AAAAUUGCGACUUCCGUUUCCUUCUUCAUUGAACACACUCAUUUAUGUGCUGACUCAACUGUGUAAGCAACCGAAGGUUCAAAAACAAAGACGACUCCAGUCAUGCGGGUUCUUCUACUGUUGGCGAUGACGGCGCUUUCGUUCAGCCCGAUGUUAGUCCGCGGAUCCGAGAAGAAGAAGCUGCAGAUUGGCAUCAAGAAGCGAGUGGACAACUGCUCCGUGAGAUCACGCAACGGAGACGUGCUAAACAUGCACUACACUGGCAAGCUGGAGGACGGCACCGAGUUUGACAGCAGCAUUCCCAGCGGCCGACCCUUCACCUUCACACUGGGAAGCGGUCAAGUGAUCAAAGGUUGGGACCAGGGCCUGCUCGGGAUGUGCGAGGGAGAAAAGAGGAAGCUGGUCAUCCCCGCCGAGCUGGGCUACGGAGACCGAGGAGCGCCGCCGAAGAUCCCCGGGGGUGCCACUUUGAUCUUUGAGGUUGAGCUGGUCAGCAUCGAGAGGAGAUCCGAACUUUGAUGAAAGAGGGAUGAUCAGAGGUCCUAGUGAUGCUCCUUGUGAUUGGAGACCACUAGGGACAUCAGUGAAGAAGACAUGACAAAUUUGGGAUGGGACUCUUCCAGCAGCAGAGCUACUACUGAUGCAUAAUGUCCUGUUUUACAGGAUCCAGGUUGCUAAAAUAAGAACUAAAACGCAACAAUAAAGACAAAAACUGCAGCAUUCCAAAUAAAUACACAUUUUUAUUUUUCCGUUA